AUGACGCUCACGAGGGAUGAAAGCGGCACGCCACACCAACACCACCCCACCGAGACGAGCCCUCUCCUCAGCAGCGAGCAGAAUGGCGCCGCCGUCGACCCGGAGAGCGCCCAGCCGGCUCCAGAACCAGGCGCCGGCGAGAUCGCACUGGCCGAAGAGACCAGCACCAAGAAACUCGUCGCUAUCAUGGCCGCCACGUGGAUUGGCGUCUUUUUUGCUGCCUUAGACACGACCAUCGUUGCGACCCUGACAGCCCCGAUCUCGUCCAGUUUCGACUCGCUGUCCCUCCUUUCGUGGCUGGCGACGGGCUACCUGAUUGCCAACUCGGCGUGCCAGCCGCUCUCGGGCAAACUGACCGACAUCUUCUCGCGGCGAUGGGGGCUCAUCUUCUCCAACGUCUUCUUCGGCGCGGGCACGCUGGUCUGCGGCCUGGCACCCAGCGCGGGAGCCAUCAUCGCCGGCCGCAUCAUCGCCGGCGUUGGCGGCGGCGGCCUGACUUGCAUCGCGACCUACAUUACCAGCGACCUCGUGCCGCUGCGGCGACGCGGUCUGUGGCAGGGCUACGGCAACCUCGUGUACGGGCUGGGGAUGGGGCUGGGCGGCGUGUUUGGCGGCGUGCUGUCGGACAAGUUGUCCUGGCGCUGGGCGUUCCUACUACAGGUGCCCUUUAUCGCCGUGUCGACCGUCAUGGUCUUCUUCCUGAUCGACAUCCCCGUGAACCCGAGCACGAAACCGCCCCUGUCGCGCAUCGACUUCCUCGGCUCGGGAUUUCUCGUCUCCAGCCUCAUCCUCCUGCUCCUGGGCCUCAACACAGGCGGCAACCAGCUGCCCUGGGACCACCCGCUGAUCAUCACCAGCCUGCUGCUGUCCCUCGCCACUUUGGGAGUCUUCAUGUACCUGGAGUCGCAGCCGCGCUGGGUGCCCGAGCCCGUGCUGCCCGUGGCGCUCAUCGUGCGGACCCGUACUGUCCUCUCGGCGUGUCUAGCCAAUUGGUUCGGCACCAUGUCCGCCUUCCUGGCCAUCUACUACGUUCCCCUGUACCUCCAGAUCCGAGGCCUGUCGGCCACGGCGGCCGGGCUGCGCGUCGUGCCCUUGGCGGCGGCCACGUCGAUCGGCAGCCUGGCGUCGGGGUACGUGAUGCGCGCGACGGGGCGGUACUACGUGCAGAUGGUGGUUGUGAUGGCGACCUUCAUCCUGGGCGCGGCGCUGAUCUGCAGUUUCCAGCUGUCCACGCCGCAGUGGAUGACGUUCGCGUUCCCGACACCCCUGGGCUUCGCCUACGGCGGCAUGCUGACCAUCACGCUGGUCGGCAUGAUCAGCUCCGUCGACCACGAGCACCAGGCCGUCAUCACGGCGGCCUCGUACGCAUUCCGCUCCACGGGUUCCACCAUCGGCAUCACCAUCGCCGGCGCCGUCUUCCAGAACAUCCUGACCGAUGAGCUUAGGGAGAAGUUCGGCGAUCUGCCCGGCAGCGAGGGCGUCAUUAGGAGGAUCCGCGACAGUCUGGAGGGAAUCAACCACCUGCCCCCCGGAUGGGACAGGGGUAUCGUCCUGGACGUAUACAUGGACGCCUUGAGGGGCGCCUUCGUCUCCGGCCUGGGACUAGCCGUGCUGGCUGCCGUCGCUGGCUUGGGCAUGAAGGAGCACAUCUUGCACAAGAACCUCGCGAGGAAGUGA
This is a messenger RNA of Cladophialophora psammophila CBS 110553, 1677 nucleotides long. RefSeq lists its product as uncharacterized. Gene Ontology annotation, cellular component: fungal-type vacuole membrane. The record is from RefSeq and is a predicted model, not a curated record. Bases 1 to 1677 code for a protein of 558 amino acids. Gene Ontology annotation, biological process: basic amino acid transport; transmembrane transport. Gene Ontology annotation, molecular function: basic amino acid transmembrane transporter activity. The transcript is spliced from 2 exons. NCBI's taxonomy places the organism in Eukaryota, Fungi, Ascomycota, Eurotiomycetes, Chaetothyriales, Herpotrichiellaceae.